GUCAAACAACCCUGCUGGAAAUUUUGACAAGAAUCCACAACAGUUUGCGGCCUGGUAUUUCAGAAAAGUUUAUACCAAGUAAUUUGCCUGAGAGGAAUAGACUGUUGCACCUUAUCGCUCUGUGCUGGCAUCAAGAACCAGACUGUAGACCACGUACUGCAGAAUGUGUAGAACUUCUAAAUGGAAUUGUGACUAGUGUAAAAAAGGAGGCAAUUUCCACUGCAGUCUACAAUCUGAUGGAUGCAAAGGAGAGAGCACUUAAUGCAUGCAAAGGUUCAGAAAUAUACAUGUUGCAGACGGGCAUAUGCAAUUCAGAGGUCAUCUGUUCACCAAAACCCAACCACAUAAUCAGCAAGGAAAUUCCUUCUGUAGUGCCAAGCUUGUCAACUAUUCUGCUUGAUAGCAGUGCAAACAAUGCAGGAAGAGAAAAUAUUGAGACGGGUCUGUCAAAUACUAUCCCACAGAACACAACAACAAAGCAAGGCAAAAAAAGCAGUCAGCAUAAGGACCCACCACUGGCUCUUAAGCACAGACCACAACCUAUGUAUCUUGCACAAGCAGUGACAGAUCCUUGCUGCAAAGGAAACUGCUGUCAAAUACUAGCCUGCCAGAGACAGACCAUACUGAGCUGCAUGACAGAAGGACGUCUCAACCACAUCCUCGAUGUCCUUCGUUCAAAGAAAACGUUGUCCCGAAUGGAUUAUGAAACAAUUACCUCUUACCCCACAGUGACUGGCCGUGCUCGGGCAUUGUUGGACACUUGCCUUUGCCUUGGAGAAAGUGCAGCACAGGUUGUAGUGACUGCACUUUCAGUGACCAAAUGUAGUCCUUUGGGACGAGGCAGCCAUUGCCCAGACUGUCUUUCUAAGAAUACAUCCCAAGUAAGAGUUACAGAGGUCUAUAGCCUCAAACUGCCAUCUUCACUGGGCUUUAAAGUUGACCUUUCCUCUUCCACAGAAGUAAGCGAUGCAUCAGUUGAAGAAGCUGUGGACUCCUUCAACCAGAAUUAA
Fulmarus glacialis (Northern fulmar) is the source of this 1010-nucleotide messenger RNA. RefSeq names its product receptor-interacting serine/threonine-protein kinase 2-like. The annotation marks the transcript as partial. NCBI's taxonomy places the organism in Eukaryota, Metazoa, Chordata, Aves, Procellariiformes, Procellariidae. Gene Ontology annotation, biological process: regulation of apoptotic process. The transcript is spliced from 7 exons. The record is from RefSeq and is a predicted model, not a curated record.